CAUAGUGAAAAUACUAUUUAUUUAUUGGCGAUAAAAAGCCCGCAGUUUUUUUGCGGAACUCCAAAGCAAUUGGCUCAGUGUUCAGUCGGUGUUAGUAGCUGAUAAAAGGCGGUUUAAUUGCCUCACUGAUUGGAUUAGUUCGCAAUAUGGAUUGUAGAAUUAUACUUUGUUUCGCUGUUAUAUUCAGCAGUCAUAUACUAUCCUAUCGAAUAGAUAAAGAAGAUUUACCAAACGAUAGCCUAUAUGACGACGAUGAUUACGAUUAUUCAUACGACGACGUGGAAUCACGUAAAGAUACUGAAGAUUCUAUUAAAGAUAAUAAAAAUACCACAACUCCAAAACCAGCAACAUACGAAGUGACAGAAAACGUAGACGAUAUACCAAAUCCUAGUACAAAAUUUGGUACAAUUUUUACCAACUAUUCUACACCUAGACCUUUAAACAAUGCAAGUUUCCCGACCGUUCAAAAACCCACAGAUAAACCAGAAACUAAUUCUGAAAGUAAUAACGAAUUGAAUAAUAAUUCCAAUGAAGAUGUCAAAGGGAAGAAGAACUCUUUCAGCAUACUACACGUGCAAGGAGAAUACGAUGAUGUGCCAAAUGGGCCUUCGAAUUGGGGAGAACAUCAUAUGCAUAAUAAAUUAGGUAUAAAAGACUAUAUUUAUGGUAUAUCAAAAGGUAUUUAUAAUAAAAUAUCAAGGCUAUUUAAUAAACACGAUUGCGAUGAUAAACACGUAUUUCGAACAGAUAAUUUUGACGAAUCACAUUUUCGUAGUGAAAAUUCUAAGACAGAAAAUAGAUUUGUACACGAUGAUACUUAUUUACUUAGUGAUUAUGAAUAA
Molecule: messenger RNA, 842 nt
Organism: Papilio xuthus (Asian swallowtail)
Lineage: Eukaryota; Metazoa; Arthropoda; Insecta; Lepidoptera; Papilionidae
Exons: 2
Coding region: 147-842 (231 amino acids)
Source: RefSeq, a predicted model, not a curated record